CUCUCACUCGGACAGGAGGAGACCACGAGUCCCCCUCCCCCCUUCACCGGCCACCACACAACCACCUUCGUCACCAGGGUGUGUGCGUGUGUGCGUGUGUGUGUGCGUGUGUGUGUGAGUGACCUGGCUCUGUCGGUGUGGUGCUCGGUUGGCAGAGUGAGGGUGAGGGUGAUCAAGGGCAAGAGCAAGAGCAAGAGCAAGAGCAAGGGGAUUACACAGAUCGUACACACAUUGGUCAAGGAGUACUAUAUAGCAAGGUCGACAAGUAGGAAGAGAUGGCAAGGAGUGAGUGUAGUCUCUGUGGAAAGGGUAUCGCCAUCACCGAUGAUGUGACUACCUUCAAAUCCGUCGAUUAUCACAAAAACUGCUUUCAUUGUCAAUCUUGCCAGAAAGAGCUCAAGCUCUCCAUGGCUAAGUUUGAAGGCGGCAUACUGUUCUGUCGGAGGCAUGCCAGAGCGUAUCGUGCUGAACAGAGUGGUACCGGGCCUGGGGCUGAUGCGUCUGUCGCCGCAUCGGAUGCAUCGGCAUCGUUGGGGACAAGUGUUGGCUCGAGACGGUCGAUGCGCCGGAGAGAUACGCCGGCUAUGGAAGAGCUAGAUGCUAUGGCCGAGGCCGUACAGGAUCUUGUGGCCGGCCCGCCGGCUGUGCCGCCGCCGAGGUCGCCAUCGUCGUCGUCGCGGUUCUCAGCGCCGCCGACAGAUGACGCCGAUGAGGAUGACGACGAGUGGGAAGACGGCCAGUUCAACUCCUCCGACAGGAGCAGGAUCCUGCGGGUCAAGCUACAUGCCAUGGAUGUGCUGGAAAAGGCCAACGCGGCGCUGCGCCGCGAGCCCGAGCCCCCAGCAUCCCGCACGCCGCGUCUCUCCUUCUCUGACGCCGUCGUCCAAGAGUACGUCGCCAGCGAGCCGGUCUCCGCCCUCGCCGACGCCGCCUCCGCCCCCAGCUCUCCACUCGGCUCGCCGACGUCUGACUCUCCAAAGUCUCUGGCAGCCCGCAGACUUGCGGCCCGCAAGGCCACUCCGCACUCGGCUGCCCUCGAGUCGCUGGCGGCCUCGGCCGCCAUGGCCCGUGCCGCCCGCCCCGGCCGCCGUGGCUCCAUCCUUCGUCCGCCAACCAUUGUCACGCCGCCGCGAGGCGCCGCCGGCGAUGGCUCUGAUCCGAUGCUCUCCGACUCGAACCUUUCAUCUGCGCAUUUGCGCGCGGUCAAGAUGGAGGCUGUCGUUCGGCGCCUUUCGCAGGACUUUGUCCGAGCGAAUCCGCAGGUCAAGGCCGUCUCGCGCCCGCUGCCGCCAGACCCGCGCCCACCGCCGACAGUGUCUGACUCUCAGCUCGAGCCUGCCGCCAAUAGGCAGCGCGGUGCCCGCGCGCGCGGCGCGUCGGUCAGCGCCAAUGAAGCCGCAUCGGCGGCCGCGCUCGCCAAAGCGCAGCAGACCAUCACCAAGCUCACUGAUGAGCGGGAUGCGCUGCAGGCCUCGCUCGAUGCGUCGUUUGCCAAGCUUGCAGCUGCCAACCAAGAGUGGCGCGCCAAGCUUGACGCUGCCAACGCUGCUGCUGCUGACCGUGCAGCACGCGACGCGCUGGAUGCCCGCGCUGCCGCGUCUCGACUCGAAGCCGACUUUGCCGCCGCCUCUGCCGAGCUCACUGCCGCCAACGCACGAAUGGCCGCGCUCGAGGCUGCCGCCGCCACGGCUGCCGCCGACGCCUCGGCUGCGCAGAGGGCGCUUCGCGCCGCAGAAACCGCGCUCUCGCUCGAGCGGAGCGACAAGGUCAAGCUUGAGAUGGCAGUCCUUGAGGCCCAGACGACAAGCACGUCGUCGUCGGCCCAGCUCGAGUCGCGACUCCACAGCCUACAGGCCGAACUCCGUGCUGCCGCCGCAACUGCCGCCGCGCGAGAAGCCGAGCUCUCUGCUCAGCUGCAGACUUCGCUUGAGGCCGAGGACACGCUGUACGCGUCGCUCGCAGCGCUCUCGGGCAAGCUUGUCGCCAACAAGCUCGCCGCUGACACUGCCGCCUCGGACGCCGCUCGCGCCACAGCGCGAGUUGCAGAGCUCUCGGACGCGCUGGUCGCUGCAAACGCAGCGAUUGCAGACAAGGAACGGGCGCUGUCAGCGGCCGAGGCCGCAACCGCCGCCGCCCUCUCAGACGCGGCGCAAGCACGUGCUACCGAGCCACGCGCCGACGACGACUCCAAGCUCAAGUCUGCGCUGGAGGAUGCACAUUUGGCGCUUGCGCAUGCGUCCAGCACCCACGAUGCGGCGCUUGUUUCCGCUGCCGACCAGUUGGCGGCUGCGCAUGCCGAGAACGAGUCGCUUGUCCAUCGCCUCGCCGAGUCAGCGAGCGUCGAAGACGCGCUCCGCGCUCAGCUUGCGGUCCUCGCUGCCGACAAGAACGCGCAGGCGGCGGCGCUGGCGGCAGUCGAGCUUGAGCUCGAGCAUACACGCGAGGCGGCCGCCGACGCUGCCCAGUGGUUUGCCACAGAGCUCGACCGGGUCCGUGCUGAGGCCGAUGCCGACAUCGAGACGGUGCUUGCAAGCGUCGAAGCGCUUGCUGCUGACUCGGCAGCAACCGCUAACAAGCUCGAGGUCGCCCGCGCAGAACUCGUAGCGCUUGCUGCUGACUCGGCCGAGGCAUUGGCCGCAUCGUCAGCGCCGUCGGCCGAGGCCAAGGCCGCGGUUGGCGCCGAAUUGCAGGCGCUCGGUGCUGAGCUUGCUGCUGCCCGUCAGGCAGCAGAGGCAGUAGCGGCCGAGCGCGUGGCUGCCGAUGCGGCUGCUGCUGCGCGCAUUGUCGAGUUGGAAGACGCCGCGGCAGAAGUCCGUGCGCGGCUGGCGGAGCAAGAGGCCGCAGCCGGAGCGGCGGAAGAAGGAGCGACCGCCGCUCUUCGCGCCGCCGAAAACGAGCGCGAGCGAGCCGAGACGGCGGCAGCAGCGGCGCGGGCUGAGGCGCGGGCCUGGCAGGACGGAUACUUUGCGCUUUUGGAUGUCCUGCCAGCGCUCAGCACACCUGCAGUGGUGGCGCUGCGAACGUCGGCGGCCGCUCGGGUCCGCCACGAGCUCCAGGUCCGCACCCCCGCGCUCGCGCUCACGAAGCAGCUUCUAGAGUCGAUGGACUUGGACGUCGAGGCAGCGCUAGUCGCCGGCGACGAGAGCGAGUCGGAAUCGACCGGCUCGCUCUUCUCGUCGUCGUCGACAUGUGAGAGCGAGAGCGGGAACGAGGGCGAGGGUGAGGGCGGGGGCGGGGGCGAGGGCGAGGGCGACAAGGUCGCGACCGAGGCCGACGAGCGGCACUCGAAUGCCGAUGUCGAGGCUGCCAGCGGCGCGAGCAAGCGGCGGCGGAAGCGGAAGCGACGAAGCCGGCUCGCGUCAGGCCUCCAACGGGAAGACGCGGCCAGCGCCGAGGCUGUGCGAAACGACGAUCCGCAAGCGGCGACGCCGCGGACGCGUGUGCGACACGCAAUGGCUACAGUGCUGACGAGCAUGGGUAAGGGCGCGACGCUAAGCGACGACGAGCUCGAGCUUGUUGGCGACUCGGUGGACGUGGCACGGCGGUGCAAGUCUGUGGCACAACGCGGUCUCGAGGUUGUGUUCUCGGCGGCGUUUGCCAAGGUCAACCGGUCUUUCAAGCUCGACGACAACAUACUGGCGCUCUCCGUCAACCAGGUCUUUCGGCUCAAGGCCGACAAGUCGCUGACGCUCAAGGACUCGCACGCUGUAGCCGAGGUCUCAGCGGUCCAGAUCUCGCGGGUCGGCGAUGGCUUUGUGCUCAUCGGAUUUGCCGACGGUUCGUCGUGGGUCGGCUCGACACCGGGCGCAGUCGAGCUUGUGGCGCGGCUGGUAAGCCACGACAUGUACACCGGGCCGGGCCUCGGCGUGGUCGACGAGUUCCGGUACGCCGCCGGUGCAACCGACAAGGUGCUUGCGCUCGGAUCGGGCCGUCAGCCGGGCGUCAGCACAAUGCGGCUUGUCAAGAGCGGGCGCAACAGUGCGACAGUGGCUUGGGAGGAGUAACAACAGCAGGAUGAAG
This is a messenger RNA of Thecamonas trahens ATCC 50062, 4020 nucleotides long. RefSeq lists its product as uncharacterized. The coding region runs from base 276 to 4004 and encodes 1242 amino acids. The transcript has a single exon. Gene Ontology annotation, molecular function: cytoskeletal motor activity. Gene Ontology annotation, cellular component: myosin complex. NCBI's taxonomy places the organism in Eukaryota, Apusomonadida, Apusomonadidae. The record is from RefSeq and is a predicted model, not a curated record.